AUGACGCAGCACGAAACCGACUUCUGGGUUUCGCGCUUGGCAGAGCUCAGCGUCGUUGGAGCACUCAAUAGUGGGACGAGGGUGACUAACUACCAUGACGGAGAAUGCAGCGAAGAGAGUUGCUUCGGUCAGCAAUUUGAGGUGCCACCGCCGCCUCAGCAAGGAGGACGUUGGCCCUGUGGACAGCUGACAGCCAAAGGAAUUGACAUGAUGCGAGCGAAGGGCCAACAGCUGAGAGAAAGAUACAAGAAGCUGAUAGAGGACAUGCAGGACCCUGUUCAACAGGUCCGUGUGCAGUCCACCAACAUCAGGAGGACCAUCCGCUCAGCGCAGAGUCUUUUGGCUGGACUCUUUCCAGAGUACUUUGCCAACGACGAGGUGUUUGCGAUCCAUGCGGACGACUCGAAUAGUCUGGUGCCGCAGCAUUCGUACGAGUUGUACCAAGAUCUAGGCAAGGUGCUGGCGGAAGAGCUAAGAAAACAUGCCCCACCGGGGUUUGCUGAGGCGUCGCAGAGAAUCAGCGCGCUCAUUGGAGCAAAGUCGAGCAAGCUGGUCGCCUGGACAGGGUUGCGUGAAGUGUUGGUCUGCCGUCGAGCGCACGGUCUGGCCUUCCCUGACGGCCUCAGUCAGCAGCUCUUCGCUCAGAUCUGCGAGUACGACGCCUGGCUGUGGCACCACCUGUACGGCAGGAUGGACUUCUGUCGGGUCAGCUUCAAGGCUGGCGUGCAGCGCAUCUAUUCGUACCUGACAAGUCACAGACUGGCGCUCUUCUCGGCUCACGACAACUCGGUUGUGGCGCUCGUGAACGCGCUGCAGCUGCGGGUUCCGCGCGUGAUUCCUCCCUACGGCGCCAUGCUGAUCUUCGAAGUCUUCCGGCACCGCGUCACGGGCGAGUUCUACCUCAAGGUUCUGUUUGAAGGUGUCGAGGUGACAUUCGCCGGCCAUGAGCACUCGGCCCUGUGUCCCUUCGACGUAUUCGCGCAAGCGGCACAGAGGUUCCUGCAAGUGCAACAACCAGGCGCUGCAUUGUGA
This is a messenger RNA of Phytophthora infestans T30-4, 1032 nucleotides long. RefSeq names its product histidine acid phosphatase, putative. The coding region runs from base 1 to 1032 and encodes 343 amino acids. The transcript has 4 exons. Lineage: Eukaryota; Oomycota; Peronosporomycetes; Peronosporales; Peronosporaceae. Gene Ontology annotation, biological process: dephosphorylation. The record is from RefSeq and is a predicted model, not a curated record. Gene Ontology annotation, molecular function: phosphatase activity.